UCAGGCCAGGCUCUGAUCGACGCCAGCGAGGCGAUGAAGGAGCUCGGCGAGGUGAAGGACGCCCUGGACAUGGAGGUCAAGCAGAACUUCAUCGACCCGCUGCAGAACCUGCACGACAAAGACCUCAAGGAGAUCCAGCACCACCUGAAGAAGAUGGAGGGCCGGCGUCUGGACUUCGACUACAAGAAGAAGCGCCAGGGGAAGGGCGUCCAGGACGAGGAGCUGAAGCAGGCGCUGGAGAAGUUCGACGAGAGCAAAGAGGUCGCGGAGCAGAGCAUGUUCAACCUCCUGGAGAGCGACGUAAGGGCUCCGCUCACCUCCGCUGCAGCGCUGCAGCUAGCACAGGCGUGCAAAGACAACACAUCUGCCCAUUACUAGGGGUA
This is a messenger RNA of Etheostoma cragini (Arkansas darter), 383 nucleotides long. Its product is annotated as endophilin-A1-like. The annotation marks the transcript as partial. The transcript has 2 exons. Gene Ontology annotation, cellular component: cytoplasm. The record is from RefSeq and is a predicted model, not a curated record. Lineage: Eukaryota; Metazoa; Chordata; Actinopteri; Perciformes; Percidae. Gene Ontology annotation, molecular function: protein binding.